Durusdinium trenchii is the source of this 2964-nucleotide messenger RNA. NCBI's taxonomy places the organism in Eukaryota, Dinophyceae, Suessiales, Symbiodiniaceae. The record is from the annotation of a GenBank genome assembly.
AUGCUGGCCAUACGGCCACACCUUCAUGUGCGGCGCCAUGCGCUGCAGUUUCUUCGGUUCCAUUCCAAAGUAGUGACUUGCUCGGAGCUUUUGAUCUACGGAGCCAACACUGAUGUGGGGAAGACCGUGGUGAGUGCUGCUUUGUGCCAUUAUUUGAUCACCAGAGGACAUGCGGUGACCUACAUUAAGCCUGUUCAGACAGGCAGUGAGACGGAUGCCGACGCGAUCUCCAGACUCUGCACCGCGGAAGGGCUCAGCAAUAUCGCGUUUGAAACGCUCUUUCACUAUCCCUCGCCAGAAUCUCCAGCCAGUGCGGCUGAGAAAGCUGGAGCCAUCCCUCCCGAAGAUGCAGCCUUCCGCCAAGCCGUCGUCGAAAGCCUGGCCCGCGGAAGCUUGACGGCGCCUCGCUUCCGCUUGGUGGAGACGGCGGGAGGGCCCCUGAGCCCUGGUCCGAACCAUACCUUUCAAGCUGACAUCUAUGCACCUCUUGGCUUGACCAGUCUGCUGGUGGGCGAUGCGCGCCUGGGUGGCAUCUCUGCCACGGUGUGCGCCUAUGAGGCGCUCAAAGCACGAAAGCAAGCUCCUAAGAUGAUCCUCUUUGUGGGCAGUGAAGGGCAGCACAGCAACGCCGUUGCGGUGCAACGAGCCUUGCCUGAGGUGCCGGUGGUCUCUAUCCCACAGGUGCCGCCCCUGAGCGAGCCCUUGACCAACUGGGUGGCCUUGAAGGAUGUGGCUGACGGAAUGUCGCAGGUGCUCAGGGUGAUGAAGGGCGAGAUUCCGGGUGAUGAGGAACAUUUGCAGGGUGCAAAGCAAGAGGUGCAAGUGGAACAUCUUCAGAUUGAUCAGAACCACUUGUGGCACCCUUACACCAGCAUGGUGAAGCCUGGCCGCGUGUGGUCGGUGCGAUCUGCGGAAGGCUGUCUCAUCCAGCUGGAGGAUGGAAGACGUUUGGUGGAUGGCAUGGCGUCGUGGUGGUGCGCCAUCCACGGCUACAAUGUGCCGGAGCUGAAUGCAGCAGCUGCAAAUCAAUUGGGCCAAAUGAGUCAUGUGAUGUUUGGAGGUCUGACCCACCGUCCUGCCACACUUUUGGCCAAACAGUUGCUGGACUGUGCGCCUGAGGGUCUCACACAGGUUUUCCUGUGCGACUCCGGGAGUGUCAGCGUGGAAGUCGCGCUGAAAAUGUCGCUUCAAUACUGGGCCAUGAAAGGAAAGCCGUCCAAAUGUCGUAUUGCGACGGUGCAGCGUGGCUACCAUGGCGACACCUUUGGCGCCAUGUCGGUGUGUGACCCGGUGCGUGGUAUGCAUACGUUAUUCAAAGGAGCUUUAGCUCAGCAGCUCUUUGCAGAGCCUCCGGAGCUAUCGACAGACUGGAGUACUGGCGACGAUGGCUUCUCGAGCAUGGAAAGCCUGCUGAAGGAGCGCCACCAGGAAGUGGCAGCAGUGAUUAUCGAACCGGUGGUUCAAGGUGCUGGGGGAAUGCGUAUCUACAAUCCCUCCUACUUGCAAAAGCUCCGUAAGCUUUGUGAUGAGCUGGACGUGUUGCUGAUUUUUGACGAGAUUGCUACGGGCUUCGGGCGCACUGGGAAGCUUUUCGCUGCGGAGCAUGCCCAGGUGUCGCCGGACAUCAUGUGCAUCGGCAAGGCGCUGACAGGUGGCUACUGCACCCUAGGUGCUGCCAUUGCUUCAGAGAAGGUGAGCCACGGAGUGAGCGGCCCGGACGGACGGCAGCCGCUGAUGCAUGGACCUACCUUCAUGGGAAACCCGUUGGCAUGUUCGAUUGCAGCUGCCAGCAUCCAACUGCUGCUGGAUGGUCCAUGGCAUUCACGUGUGAAGAGCAUCGAGGAGCAGCUUGUCCGGGAGCUACGACCCUUGGCAGCCUAUGCGGAAGUGGAGGACGUCCGUGUGCUGGGUGCCAUUGGAGUGGUGGAGCUGAAGACUGCUCCUGCAGAGCCACAGAAGCUGCAGGCGGCCUUGGUGGAUCAAGGGGUUUGGCUACGACCUUUUGGCCGUACGAUCUACACAAUGCCCCCGUUUGUCAUCUCGUCUGAGGAGCUGAGCCGCAUUUCCGGUGCCAUUGCAUCGGUCUUGGACGAGUUGGAACCCAAGAACUCUGCAGUGCUCAGUGGCCGUGGCGCGUGCGAACUGGAGCUUGGGCAAAAGGUGGAGGCUGCGGUGGAUUUCCGAAAUGCGUUGGUCUCCAACCCCAAGGAUGCCUUCGCACGGGCGUGGUUGGUGAAGGUUCGGGAGGAGAUCCGGGCAGAGGUCGCCAACGGACAAGCCUUAGAUAGUCCAAAGAGGAUCCCACAGACACCGAUGGCUCUACAGCCGCACGUGAAGCCGCCCCGACAAAGGGUCCGACCGGUGCUUCGAGCACCGGCUGAGCUUCCACCAGGGCCAAGAGCGCCUGUGCCCAUCAUCGAAGCCAGCCCGAUCAGUCCAGAACAAGCAGCAACAACUGAGGCCAGUGCUCAUGAGGCCCAGCCUGCCCAGGAGCCUGGUGAGGAUGCUGAAGCCCUGGCCUUUGGCGGCGCUACAGGUAGUGAGGCACCCACCGCUCUGCCGGAAGCACCCGCCGCUGUCGUGCCAGCAGCAUCCACCCAAGAGACCGCAAGGAGGCCGGAAUCUCCUCAGUCCGGAAGCCUCGAAGCUGGCGAAGUGCACAAAGCUCCACCGCCGACCUCAGAUGCACAGGACGCAACCCCGAUCGCAGAGGUGUUCUCCAUUCCUCAGAUGGACCCUACCCAAGAGCCGGCGCCUGUGCGGCGCAGCGCGAGAUUGCAGGCAAAGUUGCAGGCAAAGGCAACAGCUCAUCCACCCGGAGUGAAGCCAAAGGCUAAAGCCAAGACGAAGGCCAAGGCCAAACCCGAUCCACCUGGAGUGAAGCCAAAGGCCAAAGCCAAGCUGAAGGCCGUAGCAAAGGGCAAGGCAAAGGCAAAAGCACGCGUCAUCAAGGAUCUGAGCUGA